This is a messenger RNA of Acaromyces ingoldii, 987 nucleotides long. RefSeq lists its product as hypothetical. Bases 1 to 987 code for a protein of 328 amino acids. The transcript is spliced from 5 exons. NCBI's taxonomy places the organism in Eukaryota, Fungi, Basidiomycota, Exobasidiomycetes, Exobasidiales, Cryptobasidiaceae. The record is from RefSeq and is a predicted model, not a curated record.
AUGAGACUGUCUUUCUUUCACUUCUCGGCAACUUUCGUCCUUGCGACCUCUACUGCGGUGGCCAUCAAGAUUCCCUCGCACAAGCAUUGGGGUCGGCAAGAUCCAGGGAGGCAUUGGAUGUUUGAGGACAAGGAAAAUCUGGCACCGAAGACAAUCAACCUAACGCUGCAGAGCAAGUUGCCAGGCUCGCCGAUUUGGAUUCCCUGCCUCACAUGUUUACCAGGCCAGAGUUGUACGGUGGAGCUGGGCACCGCUCUUGUCCGAGGCGACAAGUCGAUAUCGUCACAGGUCGAGCGGGCCUACCAGCAGCUUAAGCCGUCUCAACGCGAGCGUUGCUUCAUUUGUCCGCCUGGAAAGACUUGCAUCAUCGAGGCGGCGACCCCGGUCCCGCCCAAAAACCCAGUCUGGGUCAUCAAAACACCAACGAGCGGCGGCAACAAAGCUAACGACAGCUGCAUCGCAUGCUUGCAUAGUCAAUUGUGCAAGGUUACGCCCAGCAGCAAGAUUAUGACCAAUCCGCUGCAAGAUUCAAUCAAGACAGGCCAGGAGGAUUCGUGGAUGUUCGCAAACAAAACGGGUCAUUCUAGUGAUCUCCCCUUUCCCAAUACAGCAGACCAAGCCGCUGAGGCAUGCAAGUCUAGCAAAGAGACGGUCAUCGUCGAGGGAAACGGACAACUGCCCAUCCUAAGCGGCAACCCUCUGAGAUUCAUUGUAUGCCCAAAGGGAGGCAGUGGUGCACUUUCGACGACAAAGAGAUCCGUCGAUGUCUACCUCAUUCGUCGCCUCACCAGCGCUGAAUGGAAACAGCAGCGAGACUUGCAGCAAGUCCCCGAGACUGGCUUUGAGCUCCACGAGGUCUUGAAGCUCUACGAAAUCGCGCCCAACGAGGCCGUGCCCAGACUGAUGUCGGGAAUCUAUACGCUCCUGUUCAAAGAGAGGGGCGAGGACGACUGGCAGACCUACCAGAAGGACCUCGCGUUUGAUUGA